AUGGUAUUCAUAGUACCACCAGCGGUGCCACCUGCGGCAUAUUCGGUACCUCCUCCGGUCAUGCCCAUUGCAUACCCGACACCCCCGCCACUAGUGCCUACGGUUUACCUGGCACCACCACCACCAGUGCCGACGAUGAACCAGGCACCACCGCCACCGGUGCCUAUUGCACACCCGACACCCGCACCAGCAGCAGUAGUUGCUCCACCUCCAGUACCACCACCCACCAUACCUCCAGCCGCGCCCACCUAUGCUGACCCUACAGUGCCACAAGUGGCACCUGCCCUAGUCUAUGCAGUAGCACCGGGGGUACCUCCCCCGGCCUAUGCAGUGGUACCACCUGUUGUACCAGCUCCGGUGGUUCUGCCAGUUCCUGCAGCCGUCCCUACUCAUCACACUGAUAUAGUUGUGGCACGAGCUCGUAUCCCAGCUUUGGAAGAGUUGAUGAAGAGUCGAUUCACCCUAUUUCAUGGAGAGACUGAUCCGAGUGUGGCCCAGUCCUAG
This is a messenger RNA of Zingiber officinale, 504 nucleotides long. RefSeq names its product leucine-rich repeat extensin-like protein 3. NCBI's taxonomy places the organism in Eukaryota, Viridiplantae, Streptophyta, Magnoliopsida, Zingiberales, Zingiberaceae. The coding region runs from base 1 to 504 and encodes 167 amino acids. The record is from RefSeq and is a predicted model, not a curated record. The transcript has a single exon.